Molecule: messenger RNA, 6515 nt
Organism: Chelonia mydas (Green sea turtle)
Lineage: Eukaryota; Metazoa; Chordata; Testudines; Cheloniidae
Gene: SMG7
Product: SMG7 nonsense mediated mRNA decay factor
Exons: 24
Coding region: 983-4498 (1171 amino acids)
Biological process (GO): nuclear-transcribed mRNA catabolic process, nonsense-mediated decay
Cellular component (GO): telomerase holoenzyme complex
Molecular function (GO): telomerase RNA binding; protein binding; telomeric repeat DNA binding
Source: RefSeq, a predicted model, not a curated record
UGUUAUGUGCCACUGAUCAUGCCAGCUAUCUGCUCCAGAUGCACUGUGGCUUGGAGUAGACAGGACAUAUUGGGUAACCUGAUUGGACCAGGAGAAGAGGCUCAUGCAAGCACAGCUAUGGACCAGCUGUAGAAAAGUGGACAUAUAAGAGCAGAUUUAAUGGGGGAUGCAGGAGAAAGGGUACAACAGGGACAGGCAGUAGUGCCACAUGAAAAUGAAGGAACUGCAUCAGGCAUACCAGAAGUCCAGAGAGGCCAACAGUCCAUCUGGUGGUGAGCCACAGACCUGCUGCUUUUAUAAAGAACCGCAAGCCAUAGUUGCAGAGACUCCACUACCACCCAACAGACCACCAUGCAUACCUCCAAAGAGCCCGAGUCACAGGCCCCUGGCAUGAACAGCGAGGAGGAGGAUGCGGGAUAUGCGACCAGCACCUGUUUGAGACUGCACUGCAGUCCUGGCAGUCGAGCAUGGGCGAGCCUGGUGCAGGGAAAGGAACAUCAGCGGCUCCGUUGUGACAUCAAGGGGUUUCUUCCUCCACACCUGCAGAUCCAGAGCCAGAUAGAGAGGAGAAAGAAGAGGAUUUGGGAUGACAUGUUUGAUGCAGUGCUGGCUUGCAGGAUCUCCUUAGACUGUGAGUGAAGGGCCUGAACAUUGCAGACAUCCUGGAGAAAGGCUAGGAACCCCAACAGGAAAAAGGAGAGGGAGAUGCAUCAGGACAUAAUGGAGCUUCUCCAGCAACAAACAGAUGCUGCAGACUCUCUUGCAGACCUACAGGUUCAACAGUCCAAGGCUCGUCUCUUUUUGUAGUCCACUGAGAACUCCAUUGCAGCACCUCUUUAAACAUUCCACAUUUCUAACCCUACCAUUCCAUCCUGGGGCAACAUUAAGGACAGCCACAGCUUCACAUGCUCUGACCUGUGAAAGCCACGGUUUGAUGUAUGGAUAGCUAAAAUGGACGCAGGCAGAAGUCCUGAAGGCUGACAUGACAGAUUCGAAGCUGGGUCCAGCUGAAGUCUGGACAUCCAGACAGGCUCUGCAGGACUUAUACCAGAAAAUGCUAGUAACUGAUCUGGAGUAUGCUUUAGACAAGAAAGUGGAACAGGACCUCUGGAAUCAUGCUUUUAAGAAUCAGAUCACAACACUUCAGGGGCAGGCAAAAAACCGAGCAAACCCGAAUCGGAGUGAAGUUCAGGCGAACCUUUCUCUGUUCCUAGAGGCAGCUAGUGGUUUCUACACACAGUUAUUACAGGAGCUGUGCACAGUGUUUAAUGUAGACUUACCCUGCCGUGUGAAGUCCUCCCAGCUGGGAAUUAUCAGCAAUAAACAGACGCACACCAGCGCCAUUGUGAAGCCGCAGUCUAGCUCCUGCUCAUACAUCUGCCAGCACUGCCUUGUCCACCUUGGAGACAUUGCUCGCUACAGGAAUCAGACCAGCCAGGCAGAGUCCUACUAUAGACAUGCAGCUCAGCUUGUUCCCUCCAAUGGUCAGCCUUACAAUCAGUUGGCUAUUUUAGCUUCCUCCAAAGGAGACCACCUGACCACAAUUUUCUACUACUGCAGAAGCAUUGCUGUGAAGUUCCCUUUCCCAGCUGCCUCCACUAAUCUACAAAAAGCACUUUCUAAAGCACUGGAAAGUCGGGAUGAGGUGAAGACUCGAUGGGGGGUGUCUGACUUCAUCAAGGCAUUUAUUAAGUUCCAUGGCCAUGUAUAUCUGAGUAAGGGCUUGGAGAAGCUGAGCCCUCUUCGAGAGAGGCUGGAGGAACAGUUCAAGAGGUUGUUAUUCCAAAAAGCCUUCAACUCUCAGCAGUUAGUUCAUAUUACUGUCAUCAACCUGUUUCAACUGCAUCAUCUGCGAGAUUUUAGCAAUGAAACUGAACAGCAUAGUUACAGCCAGGAUGAGCAGCUCUGCUGGACACAGCUACUUGCCCUCUUCAUUUCCUUUCUUGGAGUCCUGUGCAAGUGUCCACUGCAGAAUGACUUCCAGGAGGAGUCUUGGGGUGCAUACCCGCUUCCUGCUGUAAAGGUCUCGAUGGACUGGCUGAAACUUAGGCCCAGUGUCUUCCAGGAGGCAGUGGUUGAUGAAAGACAGUUCAUUUGGCCAUGGCUGAUUUCUCUGCUAAACAGCUUCCAGCCCCAUGAGGAAGAUCUUUCCAGCACUAAUGCUACCCCACUUCCAGAGGAGUUUGAGUUGCAGGGAUUCUUGGCUCUGAGACCCUCAUUCAGGAACUUGGAUUUCUCCAAAGGCCACCAGGGGAUUACAGGAGACAAAGAAGGGCUGCAGCGACGGGUACGGCAGCAACGACUGAUCUUCACAGGAAAAUGGAUUGCUGACAACCAGCCAAGGCUGAUUCAGUGUGAAAACGAAGUAGGAAAACUGUUGUUUUUGACAGAAAUCCCAGAGUUGUUACUAGAGGACCCUAGUGAAGCCAAAGAGAGUCUCGUCCUACAGGAAACAUCCAUUGCAGAGCCACUGUCUACAGAUGGGAGCCCAGGACUCAAAUCGGUUCUGUCCACUGGCAGAAAUCUUAGCAACUGUGACACUGGGGAGAAACCAAUGGUCACAUUCAAAGAGAACAUUAAACCACGAGAGGUAAACCGAGAGCAAGGGCGAAUCUAUCCACCUAAAGAUGUGGGUAGGGAAAGAAGGGACUAUAGCAAAGGAAUAGCAGCCACUAAAAAUGAUGGAAAGAAAGACAACAAAAGAAAGAAUGAAACCAAGAAAUGCAGCUUGGAGAAGAUGCAGGAGGCAGGAAAGCAGAAUGUGGCAGUGCAGGUAAAAUCUCAGACUGAGAUGCGGAAAACUCCAGUGUCCGAAGCCAGGAAAACACCAGUAACUCAGACUCCAAGCCAGGCAAGCAACUCCCAGUUCAUCCCCAUUCAUCACCCAGGAGCCUUCCCUCCUCUUCCCAGUCGGCCAGGGUUCCCACCUCCAGCAUACGUUAUACCUCCUCCUGUGGCUUUCUCCAUGAGCUCGGGUUACACCUUCCCAGGUGGUGUUUCUGUUCCAGGAACCUUUCUUCAGCCUACAGCUCACUCCUCUGCAGGAAACCAGGUGCAAGGUGGGAAACAGUCCCACAUUCCUUACAGCCAGCAGCGGCCCUCUGGACCAGGGCCAAUGAACCAGGGACCUCAACAGUCAGUACCACCUUCCCAGCAACCCCUUACAUCCUUACCAGCUCAGGCAACAGCCCAGUCUGCAAGCCAAUUACAGGUCCAAGCUCUGGCCCAGCAACAACAGUCCCCUACAAAAGCUGUGCAGGCCCUAAGGAAGAGCCCACCACACCACUCUGGAUUCCAGCAGUAUCCACAAGCAGACUCAUCAAAGCAUCUCUGGAAUCCUCCUCAAGUCCAAGGCCCACUGGGAAAGAUCAUGCCUGUAAAGCAGCCCUAUUAUCUUCAGGCCCAGGACCCCCUAAAACUCUUUGAACAGUCAUUACAGCCUCCUGUGAUGCAGCAGCAGCCUCUGGAGAAAAAAAUGAAGCCUUUCCCCAUGGAGCCAUAUAACCACAACCCCUCAGAAGUCAAGAUGCCAGAAUUUUAUUGGGACUCCUCCUAUGGCAUGGCUGAUAAUAGGGUAGUGAUGGCACAACAGGCUAACAUGGAUCGCAGGGGGAAGCGACCACAAGGAGUCUUCCGCCCAGAGCAGGACACUGUGCCCAGGAUGGCUUUUGAGGACCCCAAGAGCUCCCCUCUGCUUCCUCCUGACCUGUUAAAGAGUCUGGCUGCCUUGGAGGAGGAGGAAGAGCUGAUUUUCUCUAAUCCUCCUGAUCUUUACCCAGCUCUGCUGGGGCCUCUCGCCUCUCUUCCUGGACGAAGCCUCUUUAAGUCCCUACUAGAAAAACCAUCGGAGCUGAUGUCUCAGUCAUCUUCUUUCCUGUCCCUCACUGGCUUCUCCCUAAACCAGGAAAGAUAUCCAAACAGCAGCAUGUUCAAUGAGGUAUAUGGGAAAAACCUGAAUACCAGCACAAAAGCAGAGGUCACUCCCUCAAUGGCCCAUCAGGAGACGUCACUAUAUUCUCUCUUUGAAGGGACGCCCUGGUCUCCCUCCCUUCCAGCAAGCUCAGAUCAUUCAACACCAGCCAGCCAGUCUCCUCACUCCUCCAACCCAAGCAGUUUGCCAAGCUCCCCUCCAACUCAUAACCACAAUUCUGUUCCAUUCUCCAACUUUGGACCUAUUGGGACACCAGACAACAGGGACAGGAGGAUUGCAGACCGUUGGAAAACAGAUAAACCAGCAAUGGGAGGAUUUGGGCUGGACUAUCUCCCAGCAACAUCCUCCUCCUCAGAGAGCAGCUGGCACCAGACCAGCACUCCCAGUGGCACCUGGGCAACCCAUGGCCCCGCUAUGGAGGAUUCUUCUGCUGUGCUCAUGGAGAGCUUGAAGUCCAUCUGGUCCAGUUCCAUGAUGCAUCCUGGACCGUCAGCCCUGGAGCAACUGUUAAUGCAGCAGAAGCAGAAGCAGCAACGUGGACAAGGCCCCAUGAAUCCACCACACUGAGAAUGAGGUGGCAAUCCUUGCAAAGAAAGGCUCCAUAAACCAUGGCAUGUUGGGUCUGCAGGACUCGCCCACACAGUCCUGUGCAGGUGGCAGCCCUCUCUUCUGUUCCUUGCUGUCAGGAGGGCGUAAGUGCUCCACCAACCCACUGAGUGUGCACGAAAUGUCUGCAGUGCAACAAAAAACAUCAGGAACUCUCCCAUCCCCCCCGGCCCUCUGGAGGGAGAGAGGAACUGCUGUUUGUCUCACUCAGUAACCUGAUAUCACCGCCUCUCACCUUCUCCAUCGUGCAUGUCCCCAGCCACAUGGGAAGUAAAAGCUGAGAAUGAAGGGCAGAUGGGAGAAGCCAAUGAGAACUUCUCAAUCCUUUUCCUCUCUUUGGGGAGAUAAAAUAGGAAUCCAUUAAUGAUUGCUUUGCUGACUGAGAAUGUAGUUGAAAUUAUUCCUAAACAUCUUUAUUAUUAUUAUUACUGUCUCAGUAGUAAGAUCACACUGAAUUCUUCCAUACACAAUGUGCUUUGUAGUCAGUGUGUAGCAAUGAAAGCCCCAGUCGCUGCUCCGGUCAGAGGUGGGUGGUGACAGGGUGGGGAUCUAUCUCCUGGGCUAGUGAAGGAGUUUCAUGAAGGAGAGUCUGGCACUUGACACCACUUCAUCUUUCACUCAAAGGCUCUGGCCAGCCCUUGUGUGGGUUAGAGACUCCAGCGUAAAAUGCCCUUUCUGUAGGUGUUCAAGCUACAUUUGGGGACGCAGUGGGCAUUGCAGUGCAAGCAAGUAACUGCUACGGGGUUUUAAAUUAAUGUUUCUGAUUCCUGUACAUUUUACUGUGGCAUAGUGACCAGCCUCAUAAAGGGCAGACUAGUCUGUGCAUUCACAGCCUGACUCCUUUUAGUAGGUAGGUAGGUAGAAGCUUUCAGUGUUUUUGUUUUGUUUUUUGUUUUUCUUUCUACCCCACCUUCCCCUCGUUGCUGGAUGCUCGUAGUUUUAUUCCCAAUGUCAACAUCUCACAAACAACGAAUGGGUCCAGCACGAUGGGGUAAAGAAGACAGUCAGCUGGGCAGUGUGGUGUGUACACAGCCCCAUAGGUAUACGUCAACUCCAGACUCGCAUGCAGCUGAGCCCCAAACCUCCAGUUCCAGAGUGAAAUUCCAGGCAUCACAGACACGUGUAACCCACACCCAGAAGAAAACAUAGCGCCGUUCACUUCUGAAAAGGCGCAGAAAGGGAAAUACAGCAUUUUAUUUGCUAUUUAUUAGGGGAAAAGGAAGACUGGAAAUCUCAUAUAGAAAAAAGGACAGCAUUUCUGUUAGUUUCCCAGGGAAGUUAUGGAAAUAAGCUAAAUGUCCAUUUGCAGUGCUAGCCAGAGGGGCAUUUUGUGUGUGAUGAUUCAGAAUCGUUGAGCUGAGAAACAGCUGCAGAGCAAAGCACAUGCAGGAGCCUCAGUGACACUGGAGUCUGGGCAGCCCCAAUUAAUACAAAAAGGGAAGAUUAGAGCUUAAUGCCCUUCAUUAGGGUAUGACUGGCUCCCCCAUGCCCCCUGCACUAGCAACAUUACUGUUCUCUGUUGCAGUUCGAAGAUAUAUUUCCUUUGAAAGGUCUAAAGAGUGAAGCUCCCAUCCUAGAGGUGGUGAAUACAAACCGAAACCUUCUGUGCUUCUCUCCAGGCCCCCAGUUUGUGUAUUUUGAGCUGUGCACCCAGGCAGCUGCAACAUUCCAGUGCUUGAACUGUCACUGACUCUUGCACCCUAGACAAGCUAACCAGGUUCCCCAUCUCACGCCCAGCAGUGCCAGAGUCCCAGCCACAGAAUCCCAUUUCUGCAUGAGAAUCUGGUGUUUGGAAUGUUUUCUGAGUCUUGGGCCGGGAUUCCCCAUCCCACCCUCCGGUGUUGGAGUUGCAUAGGGCUCGGGGAUUCCCAACAGAAACUGGUUUGUGUCGUAAGCUUUUUUGUGUUUUUUGUCUGUCUGUGCAAGACCUGCAGCUGCUGAAAUCAGCUUUGCCUUUAAUUAAACCAUGUUCUCUCCA